Molecule: messenger RNA, 4396 nt
Organism: Drosophila novamexicana
Lineage: Eukaryota; Metazoa; Arthropoda; Insecta; Diptera; Drosophilidae
Gene: Prp5
Product: probable ATP-dependent RNA helicase DDX46
Molecular function (GO): ATP binding; RNA binding; RNA helicase activity
Source: RefSeq, a predicted model, not a curated record
CGACACAGUCAAACAAAAAGCAUUAAUUGAAAGCAAUUGCACAAUUUUGCCUUAUACAGAGAUAUAGUUUAGGUUAAGCUAAAGGCUUUUAUUUAUAUUAGGCGAGCCGCCGGCGUUUCGCACGGCGCAACAGUAACAAAUAAGCGCGUCGUUGGCCAUGUCCAAAAACUCUGGGCGUGACCGCGACCGAGAGCGGGAGCGUGACAGGGAUAGAGAGCGGGAGCGUGACAAGCACUAUGAGAGUCGCAGCGGGCGCGGCGACUACGACAAUGGCAAAUCUUCACGCAACGGAGGCACUCUGAGCGGCAGUUCGCGCAGCGGCCGCGAGGAGCGCAAGCGGGUCAAAGAACCGGCCAAGGAUAAUGAUCGGGGCCUGGGCCCGCGUCGCGAUGAGAAGCGACGCAAGCGUUCUAGGUCGAAGGAUUACGAAAAGGACAAACGACAGCUGGAGCGUGAGCGUGACAAGGACAAGGAUCGCGAACGUGAGCGGGAACGUGAACGCGAGCGGGAGCGCGAAAGGGACAGAGAAAGGGAGCGGCAGCGAGAACGGGAUAAGGAGCGCGAAAGGGAGCGAGAUCGUGAACGGGAACGGGAUAAGGAGCGUGAGCGUGAGCGCCUGCGCGAACUGGAUAUGCGUCGGGCCGCUGUGCCAGCUGCGCCUUUAGUUAUACCCGUUGGCUCCUCCAGUAGCUCUACGGACAAUGAGGAGGAGGAGGAAAUUGACAAAGAGGAGCAACAGCGCCGACUCGAACAGGAGAUGAUCAAGCGACGCGAACGCAUUGAGCGCUGGCGUGCCGAGCGCAAACAGCGAGAGCAGGAGGCCGGCAAGCGAGAUGUCAAGGCGCCGUUGGCGCCAACAGUGACCAAAUCGGCUAAGAAAUGGAGCCUCGAGGAUGAGUCCGAGGAGGAUGACAGCAAUCCGGCGCCAACCAUAGACACUGAUGUCGGCAAAAAGGAGCCCGAUUCGCCGCCAUCCAAAUUCCAUAGCAUACGCAAGCGUUUCGACGACGAUCUGGUCGAGUCCAAUUUUGCGCCGUUGAAGCGGCCCACCUUUAGCAAGGUUCUGGGCAUGGUACUGACAUCGCCCGUUGUAGCAGCAACAGCAACAACAACUGCAGCAGCAACCACAACAACAGCAACUGCAACAACAACUGCGACAACAACUGCGACAGCAGCAGCCAAACCGGAGCCGACGGCAGUCGAGGUCGUACAGCCAAAAGUGGAGGCAUCCAAGGUUGAACAGCCAGCUGAAGUAAAGCCAGCAGUCGAUCCGCCCAAGGAGGAGACGCCGAUGGUGACCGAGCCGGCGGCAGCAGCUGCAGCAGUUGAGGAGCCCGAGGACGAUGUCGAUCCACUGGAUGCGUACAUGCAGGAGGUCAACAGGGAGAUGCGCCGUGUCAAUCAUUUCGUUAGUCCUGCCAAGGCGCAGGGCGUGGUUAUACUGACGGGCGUGGCCAAAAAGAAGACGAACACGGUAAAGAAGGGCGAACUUAUUGAACAGAACAUGGACAGCCUGGAGUACUCUAGCGAGGAUGAGCUAGAGGAUAUACGCGACACGGCCGUCAAUCUGGCCAUGAAGCAUCGCAAAGAGCUGGCCAAGAUCGAUCAUUCCUCUGUCAGCUAUGCCCCAUUCCGUAAGAACUUCUACGUCGAGGUGCCCGAACUGGCGCGCAUGACCAACUCCGAGGUGGACAAGUAUCGCAGCGAGCUCGAGGGCGUGCAGGUCAAGGGCAAGGGCUGUCCCAAGCCGAUCAAGACGUGGGCACAGUGCGGCGUUAGCAAGAAAGAGAUGGACGUGCUGCGCAAGUUGGGCUUCGAGAAGCCAACGCCCAUACAGUGCCAGGCGAUACCGGCGAUAAUGUCUGGGCGUGAUCUGAUAGGUAUUGCUAAAACUGGCAGUGGCAAGACGUUGGCAUUCAUUUUACCAAUGUUUAGGCACAUUCUGGACCAGCCGUCGCUGGAGGAUGGCGAUGGUGCCAUUGCCAUCAUAAUGGCGCCCACUCGCGAACUCUGCAUGCAGAUUGGCAAGGAUAUACGCAAAUUUAGUCGCUCGCUGGGAUUGCGGCCGGUUUGCGUUUAUGGCGGCACCGGCAUCUCUGAACAGAUUGCCGAACUGAAACGUGGCGCCGAGAUAAUUGUCUGUACGCCCGGCCGCAUGAUCGAUAUGCUGGCAGCAAAUUCUGGACGUGUCACCAAUUUGCGUCGCGUCACCUAUGUUGUUCUGGACGAGGCGGAUCGCAUGUUCGACAUGGGCUUCGAGCCGCAGGUGAUGCGCAUUAUUGAUAAUGUCCGUCCAGAUCGACAGACAGUCAUGUUUAGCGCCACAUUUCCACGCCAAAUGGAGGCAUUGGCCCGUCGCAUACUUAAGAAGCCUGUCGAGGUGAUCGUCGGCGGACGAUCUGUUGUCUGCAAGGAUGUCGAACAGAAUGUAGUCAUACUGAGCGAUGAGGCGAAGUUCUUUAAACUGCUCGAGCUGCUCGGUGUCUAUCAGGAGACGGGCAGCAUUAUUGUCUUUGUCGAUAAGCAGGAGAAUGCGGACAUUCUGUUGCGCGAUCUAAUGAAGGCAUCCUAUCCGUGCAUGAGCCUGCACGGCGGCAUCGAUCAGUUUGAUCGCGACUCGACCAUUAUUGACUUCAAGUCCGGCAAGGUGCGUUUGCUGAUAGCCACCUCGGUGGCGGCGCGCGGCCUCGAUGUCAAGGAUCUCAUCCUGGUGGUCAACUAUGAUGUGCCCAAUCAUUACGAGGAUUAUGUGCACAGAUGCGGACGCACUGGCCGCGCUGGCAAUAAGGGCAGCGCCUAUACAUUCAUCACGCCGGAGCAGUCCCGGUAUGCGGGCGAUGUGAUACGAGCCUUGGAUCUAUCUGGGACACCUGUGCCGCCCGAUCUGCAGACCCUGUGGAACGACUAUAAGGCGGCGCAGGAGGCGGAGGGCAAGACGGUGCACACUGGCGGCGGCUUCAGUGGCAAAGGCUUCAAAUUCGAUGAGCAGGAAUUCAAUGCGGUCAAGGAGAGCAAAAAGUUGCAAAAGGCUGCGCUCGGCCUGGCCGAUUCCGAUGAUGAGGAGGACAUCGAACAGGAUAUCGAUCAGCAGAUCGAGCAAAUCUUUGCCGCCAAACGUACCGUCAAGGAUACCUCGCUGGCCGGCACAGCUCUGGCCGCGGCCAAUGCCGUUGUGAAUGCCCUCAGCGCAGUUAUCACAUCGCUUGACUGUUGCCCAGCAGCAGCAGCAGCAACAACAACAGCAGCAGCAGCAGCAGCAGCAACAACAGCAGCAACAGCAGCGGCCACUGCCGUGGCCAUGGGCUCCGACAAGCUGGAGCUGGCCAAACGUUUGGCGUCCAAGAUAAGCAGCAGCCGCAAUCUGGACACAAAGGCCACACAGGCGGCCGCCGAGUCGAUAUUGAAGGGCCAGACGGGCGUUGGUACCGCACAGCCCAUGCUGACGGCACGUACCGUGGUCGAGCAGCUGGCCGCCAAGCUGAACAACAAGCUUAAUUAUCAGCCCAAGGAGGAUGAGGAGGGGCUGGCAGCGCUGAUGGGCAGCAACAGCAAUUCGUUUACCAAAUACGAAGAGGAGCUGGAGAUUAAUGAUUUUCCGCAACAGGCACGCUGGAAGGUUACCUCCAAGGAGGCUCUGGCCCAAAUCUCCGAAUACUCGGAGGCCGGUCUAACAGUGCGUGGAACCUAUGUGCCUCAGGGCAAGAAUCCGCCCGAGGGUGAACGCAAGCUCUAUUUGGCCAUCGAGAGCUGCAGCGAACUGGCCGUGCAGAAGGCCAAGCGCGAAAUAACGCGCCUCAUCAAGGAGGAGCUGCUGAAGCUCAGCUCGGCCCAUCAUGUGUUCAACAAGGGUCGCUACAAGGUCGUCUAGAGUUCGUUGUAAAUGCCCGGGGACUCAAUUGAAUUACUAAAUACCACCAUGUCGCCAACUGCCAAGAAUCAUAUAUACACUUUAUAUAGACCAUCUAUUCUCUUGGCCACAAAAAAAAAAGAAAAGAAAAACACUCAAUGAAUUGCGGUUUAUAAACGCCUAAGUUAAUCACAAAACAAAACAAAAAUAACGUCUAAUCUAUCAUAAAACCCUUUUUUAACUUGGCGCCAAUAAAUACCAAAACAAUCUAGUUCUAUGUGAGACCGUAUUCUACCGUUGUCUUGGACGCAAUUCAUAGGAAUUCAUAUAGAAGCACUUUGUAGUUUAGGUGCAAACUGUUUGUUAUAUUAACCCUAGACAUAAAUCCGUAAGUUUCCCAUGUCAAAAACAAUUCAAAACAUUUAAAUUGCGCAUUUCGAAUUUGUGCACUAUAAAAGAUACUGAAUACCCAACGUAGACACACCACACUCAAUUUGUUUUCCUAUGUUUUUCAUUUUAAGAUCAACAUUUUUCACGAGAGUUUUUUGA